CUCCCCAUUUGUAUCCCCUUCCCCAUAUCCCCGCCGCUACCACCAGAGCUCGCUCAACAAUGGGUCGUGUCAUUCGCGCUCAGCGUAAGGGUGCGGGGUCGGUCUUCAAGUCCCACACCCACCACCGCAAGGGCCCGGCCCGCUUCCGCAGCCUCGACUUCGGGGAGCGCAACGGCUACCUCAAGGGAGUGAUCACCGAGAUCGUGCACGACCCGGGUCGCGGAGCGCCACUCGCUCGCAUCACUUUCCGCCAUCCCUUCCGCUACAAGAAGCAGAACGAGCUUUUCGUCGCUGCCGAGGGUAUGUACACGGGCCAGUUCGUGUACUGCGGGAGAAAGGCCAAUCUCAUGGUCGGAAACGUCUUGCCUCUCAGAUCGAUUCCCGAAGGAGCGGUGGUAUGCAACGUUGAGCACCACGUUGGGGACCGUGGGGUCUUGGCUAGGUGCUCUGGGGAUUACGCUAUUGUUAUCAGCCACAACCCUGAUAACGACACCACCAGGGUUAAACUUCCAUCCGGUGCUAAGAAAAUUGUUCCAAGCGGAUGCCGAGCUAUGAUCGGGCAGGUUGCAGGUGGAGGGAGAACUGAGAAGCCCCUUCUUAAGGCUGGUAAUGCUUACCACAAGUUCAGAGUGAAGAGGAACUGCUGGCCUAAGGUUCGUGGUGUGGCUAUGAACCCAGUUGAGCAUCCUCACGGAGGAGGUAACCACCAGCAUAUUGGACAUGCAAGUACUGUCAGGCGUGAUGCACCUCCUGGUCAAAAGGUUGGUCUUAUUGCUGCAAGGAGGACCGGUCGGCUCAGAGGACAAGCUGCUGCUACUGCUUCUAAAGCUGAUAAGGCUUAAGAAAUUUAGUCGAGUAAUUACAUUUUACUUAAUUGGUGUUGUUUUCGAGAUAUUUGCUUAUUGCCUUCAUAGAUUAAUAUCCAAGACUAGCCGGUGAACUUUGUGUUGAAGGAAUUUUGUUUGGAUUAUCUUAAUGUUUUAUUUAUGACGUUUGGUUUUAUUCA
Alnus glutinosa is the source of this 1006-nucleotide messenger RNA. Its product is annotated as large ribosomal subunit protein uL2. Bases 60 to 842 code for a protein of 260 amino acids. The record is from RefSeq and is a predicted model, not a curated record. The transcript is spliced from 2 exons. NCBI's taxonomy places the organism in Eukaryota, Viridiplantae, Streptophyta, Magnoliopsida, Fagales, Betulaceae. Gene Ontology annotation, molecular function: structural constituent of ribosome; RNA binding. Gene Ontology annotation, biological process: cytoplasmic translation. Gene Ontology annotation, cellular component: ribosome; cytosolic large ribosomal subunit.